Stylophora pistillata is the source of this 721-nucleotide messenger RNA. RefSeq lists its product as uncharacterized. The record is from RefSeq and is a predicted model, not a curated record. NCBI's taxonomy places the organism in Eukaryota, Metazoa, Cnidaria, Anthozoa, Scleractinia, Pocilloporidae.
AUUUAGAGUUGUUCGGUGUUUUUGGACCCAAAAAAGGUAUGUUAACACCCCAUCCAAAGGAUAUAAAUUGAGUCAUUUGGAUCCCCAACUGCUAUCGGCGCAGAAGACUUCGCGAUGAACAAGCUUCUGUUGAUAGCCCUUUUUAGCUUGGUGUUUGCGACAAGCUUGACGCUUUCGUUUGAUGAUGAAGAUGAUGAUCAAUACGAAAGGAAAUUUACUGCCUUAAGGGACGCCAGAAACGAUUUGGAAAGUGAGGACGUGGACGUAUACGGUGAUAAGCCAUAUGAGGAGAGGAAAGAGGACAAUGGUUACGUUGUUGGAGUCAAAGAUGAACAUCCCUUGUCCGGCCCAAUGCAGAAGUCAGCUGAUCCAAUCCUACCUGCUUUAGGGCUCCGACUAGUGGGCCGGACUAUUUUUCGCCGUCGUCGCCGAAGACGUCGUCGUCGAAGAAGAAGAUGGGGUUAAUGCAUUUACACCAGAUGAAAGGACAUUCCGUGGCUUAAAGAGGUGAGAGAAUCAAGUUUAAGCGUUCGUUUUAAGAUAGUAUAAGUCAGAAUAUGGGUGAGUUUAACACUUCACUAAGUUCUCAAAAGUGAAUGAGCCCGCCGAAGUAAUCGUCCAAAAUUCCUGUUGUAAGUCUUUGCCUAAGAAGGAGGCUUUGUUUCAUAAGUUACCUAACUUGUUUUAGAUCCAGAGAAUUUUAACUGCGAAAUUAGGAUAA